AUGGUGUCGCUCACGACAGUAUCGCCGUCAUCCUUCAGACGGCCUUCUCCUAACCAAGGAUCUGCUGAUGCGAUUCCAAUCCUUGUCAAUGGUACUUAUCAUCUUUUCCAUCUGACAACACCACCUCAUACUGUUCAUCAUCCUGAAAGACUUCGUUCAUAUUGGUCGCAUCUUCGCUCCAACGAUUUGAUUCAAUGGACUAGAGAUAGCUCUCCAGCCAUUGUUCCAGAUGAGAAGCCAGCAAAUUAUGACUCUGAUGGUGCAUGGACUGGCUCAGCAGUUAUUGGACCUGACGGAAACAUGUACAUCUUCUAUACGGGAUAUAAUCUGUCCCAGGAUGGCAAACAAGUAAUCAUUCAUGCGGCAUCCUCCGAUAUGGAAGGGUCAUCAUUCGGGAAAUAUCCAGAGCCGAUCUCCAUAAGCUCUGAGACAGUUGCCAACCUCGCAUCAUUCGAGGAUAUUGAUUUCCGUGAUCCAUAUGUACUUUUCAAUGAGGAAGAGCGACAGUAUUGGAUGCUGGUGGCCACACGCCUCUCCGAAGGCCCGUAUUGGACCAGAGGAUGCCUUGCACUUUUGACAUCGACGGACUUGAACACCUGGCAUUUAGAGCCAGAACCCUUAUUUGCUCCAAAUGACAUGUUCUGCCCUGAAUGUCCAGAGCUCUUCACACUCCCUAAUGGUAAAUGGUACCUCGUUUACUCGCGAUUUGCUUCUCCUCAUGCCGGUACGGUAUAUCGAGUGUCUGAUACACCGCGUGGUCCCUUCCGGAAGCCCAAGGAUGGAUCUGCCGGGCGUUGGGAUGGGAGAAGAUGGUACGCGGCAAAGUCCUGCCCCAAGGCCGGAGAUCCAUCAAAGCGCGUGUAUUUCGGUUGGAUAGCCGAUCGCUGCGAGGUAGACAAGAAAUGGAUGUGGGGAGGUGAUAUGGCCUACCCGCGACAGGUAUCUGCUGCACCUGAUGGAUCUCUUAGAAUUGAGCCAAUCGAGGAGAUCCUGUCAGAGUACUUUUGCUCGGAACCAAUUUUCCAGCGUUCCUCUGUCAAAUUAAACUCUCAUGGAGCAGUCAAGAAACAUUUUCUCUACCCAGCAUCACCUGAUUCCGGUGCAAAUUCGCCCUUGUCGACCUUCAUGUCUUUCAAGUUCUCCUCGAGUGACGCAGCAUCAUUCGGUGUCCUAUUUUACGCAGAUUCAGAUCUUGCCGGAUAUUGGCUGCGUUUCACUCCAACGCAGACUGAAUCAGGAAAACCACUCUUUUCUAUCUCAUUGUCUCUGUGCCCUCCUUCCCUCGAUGACUUUUGGGCCGACCAGUACAAACUGUACCUCCCUCGAGAAGUUGAUGGUCAUGAGCUGGUCCGACACGAUAACGUCUCAAUUGGUGAAGAUGAACCUGUGAAAGUUCUUAUGAUAGGAGAUACCCUGGAAAUUUUCGUGGGUGGGAGGGCGAUUAGCUAUCGUUUUCAACCAAAAAGUUACGACGAUAAAGGGGGAAGCCUGAGAUACGGGCUGUUCGUGGAUGAUGGAGACGUCACUUUCAGGUCCUUUUUCUCCAUUGUUAGUAAAUACCUGUGA
This is a messenger RNA of Aspergillus pseudonomiae, 1566 nucleotides long. RefSeq names its product glycosyl hydrolase. Gene Ontology annotation, biological process: carbohydrate metabolic process. Gene Ontology annotation, molecular function: hydrolase activity, hydrolyzing O-glycosyl compounds. The record is from RefSeq and is a predicted model, not a curated record. The transcript has a single exon. Bases 1 to 1566 code for a protein of 521 amino acids. Lineage: Eukaryota; Fungi; Ascomycota; Eurotiomycetes; Eurotiales; Aspergillaceae.